Messenger RNA from Stylonychia lemnae, 3447 nucleotides. The record is from the annotation of a GenBank genome assembly. Lineage: Eukaryota; Ciliophora; Spirotrichea; Sporadotrichida; Oxytrichidae.
AUGAUGGUAUUCAUAGAUGAAAUGACUUCUACAAGUAUAAUGUUGAGACUAACACUUGGACACAAAUAACUAAUAACGACACUCCACCUUCACCCAGAGACAGACAUAUUGCAGGUAAGAUCUAUGCAGUCUGUUAAUUAUCAUUUAGUGGUUCACAAUAGAUCAAUUUAUAUUUUCGGUGGGUACGAUGGGUUUAACAGAGUGAAUGACUUCUAUGAAUACAACGUGGACUAUAACACUUGGCAAGAAGUCCUAUGCUCAGGUUCCAGUUCGCCUCCUACACCAAGGCAUUCACACUCUGCUGUAGUUUAUGAGGAUUCUAUGUAUGUGUUCGGAGGCUACGACGGGCAUUAUAGAAAUGAUUUUUACAGAUUUAACUUUGUCACUAGCAAUUGGUCAUAAAUUAAUCUAAAACCUAAUGGAAAUGGAGUGUGGCCCAAAAGCAGGUACAGAACUAGCACCACUGUUUACAAAGAUAUGAUGUUUCUAUUUGGAGGGCAUGAUGGUGCAAGACAAUUAAAUGACUUCUAUUGCUUUAAUUUCACAACUGAGAUGUGGACUUUGGUUGAAUCAGAAACAAAUCUGACUCCCUCCCCAAGAGACUCUCAUAUUUUAGUAAACUCAGGAAAUUCUAUCUUUCUAUUUGGAGGAUCUACGGGGAAUCCCAGAUCAGAUUUUUAUGAAUUCAAGAUUGAUGAAUCUAAAUGGAUUGCUGUUAAUCACAAAGGAGGAAAGCCCCCAACCUCAAGAUUCUGCCAUGUAGGCUUUGUUCUUAAAAAGAAAUUUUACAUAUUCGGAGGAUAUGAUGGAGAUAGCAGACUUAAUGACUUCCAUUACUUUCUAAUCGAUGAUAGAACACUUGAUAUCCCUGCAAGCACAUUAAUUACUGAUCUUGAUAAUCUUAUUUAGAAUCCUAAAUUUUCAGACGUUUGCUUCGUACUUGAGGGUAAUAAAGAAUUCCCGUCUCACAAGCUUCUCUUAUCAAGGUGUCCAUAUUUCGCAGCAAUGUUUUCUACUGAAAUGAGGGAGAAAUCAAUGGACAAGAUUAGAUUAGAUCAUAUUUCUUAUCACAUAUUCCAGUUAGUUGUGAAAUAUCUAUACACUGAUGAUUGCGAAAUUACACUGGAGGUAAUAACAUUGAAUAUUAAUAGCAUCUAGAACUCAAUGGAACUGUUUGAAGCAGCAGAUUAGUUCGGCAUUGAUAGAUUGAAGUCUAUGUGUGAAUAGACAAUAAUGUCAAACAUAGAUAUUGAAAAUGCAGCUGCUAUAUUCCAUGCCUCAGACAUGCACAACGCAGCAAGUCUGAGAGAAAUGGCAAUGAAUUUCAUUUUAUAAAACUUUGACUAAGUUAGUAAAAGCUAAGGCUUUGAUCAGCUAGCUCGAGCUAAUGUAGAUCUAGAACCUAUUGAACAAACUCAAUCUCAAAUUGAGAGAAAAUACAUCAGAUACCCUGAGAAUAAUGAAUUCGCCAAUGACCAUUAUGAAGCACUUUAUAAGCACGCUCAGGAAGACCAGUAAGGAUACUUUGAUCAAGUUGCAAAGGAAGUCUCAUGGCAUAAGCCCUAUACCAAAAUCUUAGACGACUCAAAAGCACCCUUACAUAGAUGGUUCCCAGAUGGCGAGAUCAACAUCUGCUAUAAUGCAAUAGAUAGACACGUGGAAAACGGAGACGGCGACAACGUUGCAUUUAUUUAUGAUUCAGUUUACACGAAUAUACAGCAAAAGAUCUCUUACAAAGAUGUACAAAAUAGGGUAGGAAGGAUAGCUAACUUCUUAAGAAAAAGAUUUGGCAUUGAGAAGGGCGAUAGAGUGUUACUUUACAUGCCAAUGAUACCAGUUAGUGCUUACUUUAUGUAUGCGUGCGCCCGUCUGGGAGCAAUUCAUUCUGUGGUGUUUGGUGGAUUUGCUGCAAUGGAGUUGGCUAACAGAAUAGAUGAUUGCCAGCCAAAAGUGAUUAUCACUGCAUCUUGUGGUCUUGAACCUGGAAAGGUUAUUCAUUACAGACCUAUUGUAGAUGAAGCCUUAUCUCUAUGCAAGAAAGUUGAAGAUGCCUCUAAGACGGUGAAGAGAAUCAUUGUGCAGAGAAAAGAUAAAUUUGAAGAGAAGGAUUUGGAUAAGGAAGUAUAUUUUGAUUAUGAUGAGCUAUUAAAUGACGAGCAAGAGCUGGCUGAAUGUGUCCCAGUUGAAGCCACUCAUCAACUCUAUAUCUUAUAUACCUCUGGCACUACAGGUACUCCCAAAGGAGUUGUAAGAGACACUGGUGGAACAGUUGUGGCCCUCAAUUGGACUAUGAAGAACAUCUUUAAUAUCCACAAAGGAGAUGUUUGGUUCUCUUCAAGUGACAUUGGUUGGGUUGUUGGACAUUCUUUCAUCAUUUAUGGGCCCUUGAUAAGAGGCGCUACUUGUGUAUUCUUUGAAGGUAAACCUAUUAUACCAGAUGCAGGAGUUCUUUGGAGGAUUGUUGAGUAAUACAAAGUGAAAUCAAUAUACGUGGCCCCUACAGCAGUGCGUAUUGUAAAGAAGGAGGAUUAUGAAGGACUGCUAGUCAAGAAAUACGAUGUUAGCUCACUUGAGGGCUUCCACCUUGUUGGUGAGAGAUGCGACCCAGACACCAUUUGGUGGAUUCACAAGCAUCUGCCUCAUGUUAUCAUCAAUGACACUUGGUGGCAAACCGAAACAGGCUGGCCUAUUUCUUGCAACUAUCUGAACAAAGAUGACUUUAAAACAGUAUUCCCAACCUUACCAGGAAGUGUCACCAGACCUGCUCCAGGCUAUGAUGUGAGAAUAGUAGAUGAUUAAAAUCAUGAAGUCAAGGAGCCCAAUACUCUAGGGAAAGUUGCAAUUAAACUUCCUAUGCCUCCAUCUUUCAUGCUGACUCUCUGGGGAAAUGAUGAGGCAUUUAUUCAAAAAUAUCUUUCAGACACUCCAGGAUUCUACACAACUGGAGAUGCUGGUCUUAUUGAUGAUAAAGGCUACCUCCAUAUUAUGACAAGAGUUGAUGAUGUUAUUAAUACAGCAGGUCAUCGUCUAUCCACUGGGAGACUUGAAGAAGUCAUCAAUGAUCACUCUAGUGUAGCUGAGUCUGCUGUUGUUGGACAUUUCGAUGAGGUCCGUGGAGAUUGCCCUGUAGCCUUUGUUAUCCUAAAAGGGUCUAAUGAAUAUAUUGAAGGUUUGACUGCAACAGAUCAAGCAAAAUUAUUCAAAGAGAUUAAUGAAAAAGUUAGACAUGAUGUUGGCCCAAUCGCUAGACUAGAAGGAGUCAUAUUCGUCACUAAGUUACCAAAGACUAGAUCUGGUAAAAUCCUUAGAGGAACAAUCAAGAAGAUCAUCAAUGAUGAAGAAUAUAAGACUCCAGCUACAAUUGAAGAUUUGAGUGUUCUUGAUAACAUAAAAGAAAAGGCAUAGCAAUGGCUUCAGGCUAAGAGAGAUGCCCAGCAAAAACAAUGA